Tetranychus urticae (two-spotted spider mite) is the source of this 4308-nucleotide messenger RNA. RefSeq names its product mitogen-activated protein kinase kinase kinase 9. Lineage: Eukaryota; Metazoa; Arthropoda; Arachnida; Trombidiformes; Tetranychidae. Gene Ontology annotation, biological process: protein phosphorylation. The record is from RefSeq and is a predicted model, not a curated record. Gene Ontology annotation, molecular function: ATP binding; protein binding; JUN kinase kinase kinase activity.
UUUGCUUUACCUUUUUCCUAUCAUCUUAUUAGUCUCGAUCCUCUUUACUCCCUUUUUAUAGAAAUUUAUAUUCACUUGAAAUUGCUCUUUCUUUUACUCACUCUUCUAUCUUUCUAUCUCUCUUUCUCUAUCUUUUCCUCUCUCGGUCGGCAUCGUCUCUUUUUCUCCUUCUUUUUUCAUCUCUUUCUUUCAAUCUUUCAUUCAAGUGGCCUCGUUUCAUGGUAUCCAAGUCUUAUUUUGAUUGUCCAAUUAUUUAAUAGUUCCUAGUGACACUUGUUGAUACAAUUUCAUGUAAUCCUUGUUUUCACCAAUUGGUUUUUCUGGUUCCUUCUGGUUGUUACUGGGCCUAAGUUUGGAUAAGAAAAUAUUGUGGUCAAAUCAAUUUGGAUUAUUAUGAUGUUUGUGAACCAUUGAGUGAUAAUGACAAAGGACUCAAGUAUUCAUUUUUAAUUUACUCUUCAUUGGCAUCCAUAUCAUCCUCAUCGAAAUCAGCUCAGGUUACAUCGUAGGUGAGGUUAGCUGAAGAUGAAGAAACGAAGCAGAUAAGAAUAGAAAUUGAAAUCACCAAUAAAGUGCACAAUAGAUGGAUAGAUUCAGACAAAGACUAAGAAACGAGCCGAAAAAUUCCGUCAACUAUAGAGAAAACAAUUAUGCCUCAAUCAAUCAACUGCGAAACAAUGUUUAUACCGCAAUUUACGACUAUCAUGCCUCCGGUGAAGACGAGUUAUCCUUGCGUAAAGGUCAAAAAGUACAAGUACUAUCGAAAGAUGCCAAAAUAUCUGGUGAUGAAGGUUGGUGGACUGGUAAAAUUGAUGCUAAUGUUGGAAUAUUUCCUAGUGAAUUUGUCAAACCACUUGCUUCAUCAAAUUCAUUGCUUUCACCUGAAAGGAAUAGCUGCCUUUCCGUCAUGAAUAUCAUUCGUUUUGAUGAGUUAGAGCUCAAAGAAAUCAUUGGUAUUGGUGGAUUUGGUAAAAUUUAUCGAGGUACUUACAACUACAGAGAGGUUGCCGUCAAAGUAGCCCUACGUCAACAAGAUGAUGAUACGAAGACUGUCAUGGAUAAUGUUCUUCAAGAAGCAAAACUAUUUAGACUUCUAGAUCAUCCAAAUAUCGUCUCUUUGAUUGGUAUUUGCCUUGAUGAGCCAAACCUUUGCCUUGUCUUAGAGUUAUGUAGAGGAGGUCCUUUAAAUCGGGUAUUGGCAGGUCGCAAAAUACCUCCUGAUAUAAUAGUUGAUUGGGCGAUACAAAUAGCUUCAGGAAUGGACUAUUUGCAUUGUAAAGCUCGUAUACCUUUGAUCCAUAGAGAUUUGAAAUCCAGUAAUGUUCUCUUGAAUGAACCCAUUGUCGGACAAUUUUGGAGAGGAAAGGAACUCAAGAUUACGGACUUUGGAUUAGCUCGUGAAAUUUAUCAAACCUCUCGUAUGUCUCAAGCGGGAACUUAUGCCUGGAUGGCUCCUGAAGUUAUCAAAAAAUCAACCUUCUCUAAAUCAAGUGAUGUUUGGAGUUUUGGAGUCAUUCUUUGGGAACUUUUAACAGGAGAGAUUCCGUAUAGAGGAAUAGAUCCUCUUGCAGUUGCUUAUGGAGUGGCCAUUGAAAAACUUAAACUACCUAUUCCUUCAACUUGUCCCAAAGCAUUUGCUGAUCUGCUUAAACUUUGCUGGCAUACAGACCCACAUUCCAGGCCAAGUUUUGAGGAAAUAUUAAAUCAUCUUGAAAGCAUAUCUAAAUCUCAAUUUGCAGUUACCACUCAAGAAUCAUUUGAUGAACUUCAAGAUAGCUGGAAGAGUGAAAUUAAAGAAAUCUUAGAAGAGUUAAAGUGCAAAGAAAAGGAAUUAAGAAGCCGGGAAGAAGAAAUAUCAAGAACGAAAGAUCGACAAAAACUCCAAGAGGAACAACUACGCCAACGAGAAAAAGAGAUACGGGAACGAGAGUUCGAAUUAUUAGAAAGAGAAUUGAAUAUAAUCAUUACCACGCAACAAUUGCCAAUACCUAAGAGGAGGAAAGGAAAAUUUGCUGAGAAAAAGUUGAUUAAACUUUUGAAACAUUCUGCUGCUGGGCAACAUACCUUCAUCAGUGAACCCAGUAACUUUAGGCACAAUAUAACAGUUCAACCCGAACAUACAUCACCAUAUCGAUUGCAAUGUGCAACUUCUAGUCCAGAUACACCACCUUCAUCUCCGUCUCUUUUAAGACUUAGAGCUUAUGCUCUUCCUCAAAGUGGACCAAAAGGCAAAACAUGGGGUCCAAGUAGUAUCCACCAAAAAGAGCGGAUUAUAUUGAAUCCUCAGAAAAUUUUUGUCGAUCAAACAAGCCACAUCAAAGGUUAUCAGAGUGCACCUAAUUUGGAUAAAACUCGAGUUAAUCACUUACCUACAAGAAUACUUACAGAUGACUCUAGUGAAGGCUGUUUUGCUAGCUCAAAUACAAAUGAUCAUUACAAUAACUCUGAAAAGAAGCAUAAAAAGCGAACAGACUUUGCUCUGCUUAAAGCCGGGAUCAAAUUUGUUGGUUCAAUUGGAUUAGAUCUGAGAUCUUACAUUCAUGAUAAAAAGGGUGGCCAUUCACCUAUUGAAGUGAGAAACAAUCUUGAUAUAUCGGAUAAAAAAGUACUAUCAAACGGAGGUUAUGCAAAGCAUGCAACUUAUCACGGGACAACUAAAAACUCACUUAGACCAUCUUUAAUGUCAACCUUAAACAAUUAUGCUGAAAAUAUGACUGGUGCUAAUGAGGAAGGUGUCAACAGCUACAAUCAAAUUUUAAAGAAAAAUGAUCUCAAAAACAAUCAAACUUCUACCUACAUUACAUUUGAUCGACGCAAAUCCUCAACUACAAGUACAGACAGUGAUUUUCUAGCACAAUCUCACGACUAUGUUUCAUCUCCACGCAUAUAUCGAUCAUAUCAUCGAACCUCAUCCAGUGCUUCAAUCAGCUCAUCAAGUGUUAAUCCAUCCUUUGAUCCUGGUGAAGAAGAUUGUGUUGACAUAUCCAAUCCAAGCACAGUAACAUUAACUUCAAAUCAAGGAAUUCAAAGACCGACUACUUUAAAUCUUAAAAACUCAUCACAAUCAAAUGUACGAAGUCACUGUGAUAGCCAUAAAUCAUUAUCAUAUUCACCAUCAACCCCAAUCUCUCAGCUCAGUCAAUGCAAUACACCUUCAGGUUCUUCAUCCCCUCAAAAGACUGUUUGGUUCAAAAUAAAAGAUCCAAGAGUAACAUUACUAGAUAUUCCCACUGAAGGCCAAUCUCAAGACGGUACCGUUCCUUUAACAGCUCUUCUGUCUGAAGACAUUCCGACUAGAACAACUUCUUUAUGAUACCUAAUGGCAAAGUCACAAUAUCAAAUCAACUAAAAGGCAAUCGUCAACAUUAAUUUAUCAUCGGGAAAUAAGCAUAUUCAAACCCGAAAUAAUAAAAAAUAAUUUUAUGUAAAUUAAAUGUAAAUAAAUCAAUUUUAUUCCUUUCUUAAUUGAAAGUAAAAUGUUUCAGUUGAUCCUGAAGCUAUCCUUAUCUGGUAAAUUAACAGGUUCUAGUCAAUGCAUUGGUGAAGUCAAUGCCAUCCAUUUCGCCAAAUUAGGUGCUUCGGUUGGGAUUACAGGUCGUAACAAGGAAAGAGUUAAUAAAGAUGUUGGUGCAUGUCAAUUUCAUUCAUUCAAUGGAGCUAAAGUGAAAUAUUUUUUACGGGUUUCCUACUGUGUAUCGAAAUCCUGAUAUAUUAUGUUGCGAAUCACGAAUUUCAGAUCCUUGGAGUGGUUGGUCAAACGAUGAUUUCUGCCGAGUCUUGAUUGAUACUAUUGAACAACUAGGUCGACUUGAUGUUCUUGUUAAUAAUGCAGGAAUAUGCAAGAUGGCUUUGACAUGGCUGUAAAAAAUUUGAAUCUUGAGCUGGGUCCAGAAGGUGUUCGCAUCAACAAUGCCAGUCCUGCAUACUAAACUUGCUUAAAAUAGCACCGAAACUGCUAUGUUGAGCAAGGGAAUCGAAGAUUUGAUGCCACUUAUAAGGAAACGAGUCGCUGAAACUUAUCCUCUUGGAAGAAUCGGUGAAUCUGAAGACGUUUCCAAUGCAAUAGUCUUUCUUGCCUCUGAUAUGGCAUCUUUCAUCAGUGGUUCCUGUUUACCUGUAGAUGGUGGAUCACUUGAUGGAUCCUACACUCACACUCCACCAGAUAUCAUGAAAAUGAUUUGUAAAUAGCUUUCUGAUGCCGUCAUAUUUUGAUUGUGAUGGAAAGUUGGUUUAAAAUUAAAGACAGUCCUUUGGCAGCUAUAUAAACCGUGUACUGUUAAUCAGAUAAAUAAAUUAGACAAGCUUGAA